Penicillium pulvis is the source of this 1014-nucleotide messenger RNA. RefSeq lists its product as uncharacterized. The record is from RefSeq and is a predicted model, not a curated record. The transcript has 2 exons. NCBI's taxonomy places the organism in Eukaryota, Fungi, Ascomycota, Eurotiomycetes, Eurotiales, Aspergillaceae. Gene Ontology annotation, biological process: methylation. Gene Ontology annotation, molecular function: methyltransferase activity. The coding region runs from base 1 to 1014 and encodes 337 amino acids.
AUGACCGAAUCAACCCAUCUAUGGGUGGAUUUUGUAUCUUCGAGUCAAACCUACCGACGGUUAAGGGGACUUAAGGAAAGAGGCUGGAAAAACCAAGACGGAGAUCGAUUCUUUGAAGAACGAAGGAAAACCGCAUCGAACCCAACCCAAAGCAAAAAAGAAAGCUUCUAUCAAAUGACCUGCCAUAUCGGAUCGGGACUGGCGGAAGGGACGGAUAUAUUCAAAUUAAAACCUCCCGGGCUCAAGGUGCUUGAUCUCUGUAUGGCACCAGGUGGGUUCACAACGGCAGCCGCGGACAACCUCUUGGAGCCACUGAUCGACGGAAUAACGCUCCCGCCCCAGAUCGGGGACUAUGAAGUGCUAGCGAAGAGACAUUGUCAGAGAAUCAUCUAUGCUGAUAUCACGAUGUAUCUCACGGAAAUGGGAUACGAGGGAACUAUUCCUAAUGGACAUCCGGAUGCGAACCAUUUCGACACAAGUCGGCCCCUACUUGAUAAUACAUAUGAUAUCGUCAUCUGCGGAGGAGCUGUUGGUCGAGAUCAUCCUAGGGAGGAAUACCGCCAAGACUGUGAAGGAACACGGUUGACAGUUUCGCAAAUGGUGUUCGCGAUGAACCAUCUCAAAACCGGCGGUUCUAUGGUCCUACUUCUGCAUCGCGUUGAGGCAUGGGAUACUGUUUGCAUACUUCAUGCUUUCAAUCAGUUUUCUGAAAUCCAGCUUUACAAACACCCCAAGUGUCAUGCUAUCAAAUCGUCUUUCUAUCUAGUUGCGAAGAACGUCGAUUUGGAACACCCCGUUGCAAAGCAAUCGGUGUCGCAUUGGAGAAAUCUUUGGGGAUAUCUGACCUUCAAGGAGUUUGAGGAUGUCCCGCUUCCUGAUUCAAAACUUGAUGGAUCAGAUGUCGCUUUUGUUCAAAGCAUGAUAGACGACUUUGGUCCUCAAUUUCAGAAGAUUGCGCAGCCUGUCUGGAAAUGCCAGGCGAAAGCAUUGCGCAAGCAGCCAUUUACAAAAUAG